This is a messenger RNA of Debaryomyces tyrocola, 339 nucleotides long. The record is from the annotation of a GenBank genome assembly. NCBI's taxonomy places the organism in Eukaryota, Fungi, Ascomycota, Pichiomycetes, Serinales, Debaryomycetaceae.
AUGUCCACCUCUAAGACCGGUAAGCACGGUCACGCCAAGGUCCACUUGGUUGCCAUUGAUAUUUUCACUGGUAAGAAGUUAGAAGAUUUAUCUCCAUCUACCCACAAUAUGGAAGUCCCAAAUGUUGGUAGACGUGAAUUCCAAUUAUUAGACAUCGAUGAUGGUUUCUUAUCCUUGAUGACUAACGAUGGUGACACCAAGGAUGAUGUUAAGGUUCCAGAAGGUGAAUUAGGUGACAAGAUCCAAUCUGAAUUCGACGAAGGUAAGGACUUAUUAGUCACCAUUGUCUCUGCUAUGGGAGAAGAAGCCGCUAUUUCUUUCAAGGAAGCCCCAAAAUAA